Messenger RNA from Bolinopsis microptera, 4408 nucleotides. Its product is annotated as histone-lysine N-methyltransferase SETD1B-A-like. The transcript has 18 exons. The coding region runs from base 69 to 4022 and encodes 1317 amino acids. Lineage: Eukaryota; Metazoa; Ctenophora; Tentaculata; Lobata; Bolinopsidae. The record is from RefSeq and is a predicted model, not a curated record. Gene Ontology annotation, cellular component: Set1C/COMPASS complex. Gene Ontology annotation, molecular function: histone H3K4 methyltransferase activity; protein binding; RNA binding.
CAUUUAUUGAGGUUAAGAUAAGAUAAUGUUAAUAAUACACGGGAAUAUUAAAGCUACCGCGUGGUCCUAUGGUGAUGUCAAGCUUGUCUGAACACGUUUGGAAACUGAACUCCCUCGAUUCCCUGAAGAAUGAUGUCAUGAAGAGUGCAGAUGUUGAGCAUGCUUUUGUUGCUGCCGACCACAUAGUGCAAACAGCACAGCUCCCAGAAGCUCAAGGAAAGAACUGGAAGCUAAUGAUCGAUCCUGUAAUCAAAGGGAAAGGUCACACCAAAGUAAUCAGAUAUGGGGGAACUCUCGACGGGCCAGAUGAGAAACCUGCUGUUAUUAAAGAUCCACGGUUUGGUUCCAUUAUGAGGCAAAAAGAGGUCGACUUGAUAUUAGUUCCUAAGUUCAAGUACGACAAAUGGUCAGUUGGUUCCCCUCCUAUGAAGUCAAUAUUCAUCUAUGGUUUGAACGAUAAUGUCAACCAAGAAUUUUUAUUGGGACUUUUCCAGCCGCUUGGUUCCAUUGAUCAGCUCAAGGUGUACUACCACCCAAAGACGACGAAACAUCUGGGAAUAGCCUUCGUGUCGUUCAGCAAGUCUAGUGUUACUAAAGAAGUGUUAGCUAGGUUCCAUGGUACCUCCGUCAUGGGAAACAUCGUCAACAUCAAACCUGAUCCCCUCUGUCAAAUAACGAAGAAAGUGCUGGACAAGCUGAUCAAAGCACCAGGAGUAGUCGUCAACAUUCCUGAAAUAAUCCAGAAUGUGGAACUCCGGUCUCAGCACAAGACGGCAGCCUACGCUUUCCGACACAACGAGCGCUCUCAGCAAUACUACACGGCCCGGGGGAAAGUGCGCAAACCAAGCGAUCUCUCCGAAACACCCAAAUCUGAGUCGAUGCGGCGAGAUUCUCUGACUCAAGAGGAGCCUGAUAAUCAUGAUACAGUUCCAGUACAACAUGAUCUGAAGUUGGAACAAGUUUCUCCAAAGAUAGAUACUCCUCCAGAUACAGAAAUCUCCCCUAUCCAUCCCGAAGAAGACAUAAUGGCUGAACAACAGUCCCCUGUAAACUCGGUAGCCAAGCCAGUCAAGCGUGAACGUUCCCCCGAGAGAGAGACUGCCAUGACACCAGAGCUAAAAUACAAGGUCCCCAAGUCUGAACUGAUGUCUCCAGCUGAUCGACAUGACGAGCGCCGAAGGGACGCUAGACUCUACGAGAUGGACCGGGAGAGAAGAAAGGAUCAUUCUGAGAGAAAGUAUGAGGAAUGGAAGAUGAGGACAGAGAUGCAGAUCCGAGCCGAGAAAACAAGCCGCUAUGUUAAGGAACACUGCAGCGGAAGCAGCAGUCGUACAACCGACAAAUACUCCGAGGAGAAGUACCCAUCUGAAAAGUAUGCGCCUGAAAAGUAUCCACCUGAAAAGUAUGCGCCUGAAAAGUAUCCACCUGAAAAAUACUCAAAAGACAAAUACUCCUCCUCUAAAGAUCACCACCAUAUGUCGGAACGAGAGCGAUACUACGCUUACUACGACAAAUAUUACCGGGACAAAGAUCGACCCAGCGAUCACCGGUACAUGGACGAUAAACACAGGUCUAAAUAUGACAAGUAUGACAAAUAUGCGGUGGAUAAAUACUCUAAAUAUUACGAGUACCACAGGCACUCCGAUCACAAGCCCAGAUCCUCCUCGAAAGAGCUAGAGAAACUCCAGAAACUGUCCAAAUCAGUGAAAGACUAUGAGAAGUAUGAGAACGUUUACCACAGGGAGAGUCCCAGGACAGAUCAUGUUUUGUCGCUCCACGAGGCAGAGAAACAUCGCCACCUAGCAACACCAGACCCCGACCGCAAGUCUCGGUCACGACCCAGAGACGAGCAGCAUCUCGUUGACAGGGUCAGCAAAAGGAAACGAUCAAAGUCUCCCAUCUAUCACCGCAGUCCUAUAUCAGUUCCAGAACCAAAGAAAGUAAGUCCCAAAACAAAGAUGGAGAAUUCCGGAAGUGCAACCAGUCACGACACUGGCUACCACUCAAUUUCACCUCUUCCAGUGUCACCACCAGCUCCAAAACAAGAGAUCCCACAGGACAUUUCCGUCUUAUCAGAAAACCCAUAUGGGUGUGCUCGUGCGGUCCCUCGCAAGGACAUCUCCAAAGUGAAGGUGAUAGGUCAGAAGAGCGAUGGUCCCUCUGAGGACAUGUCGAGCAGUUCUAUGUCUCUGGACGAGGGAAGUGCUGGCGAGGAGGAGUCCCCUGUUAAAGAGAUGAGACUAGAGGACAUCUCCCCCAACACAACUCCCCAGCAACCCCUGGAACCCACCACUCUCCAGCCCCCCAUACCUCUCCUUCCUGUACCCACUGCAGCCCUCCUCAUCACUCCCGCCCUCCCUCCUGUCCAGCCUGUACAAUAUCAGACCGGACAGUGGCUUCAUACCACAUACCCUGACAUGUACCAGUAUGGAUACGAGUCCUACAACCCUGACGAGGCUGCCGAUAUACUCGCAAGACGUGAGGCUGAGGAGAAAGCUGCCAAUAAACGCCUCGAACAAGCACGCAAUAAAGAACGGAAAAACAGAUCUUUGGACAUGAUGCUUUCCUUGAUGGAGAGCAUCCUUAUGAAGGACGUAAAGAUCAUUCUGAACGAGAAAACAGCGUUCACAAAGUUGGAAGAAGUAUGGAACCAGGAGGAGGACAAGAAAAAGAAGGAGGAGGAAGAACUAGCUGCAAAGAAGAAGGAGGAUAUGGCCAAUAACGCUGAUCAGACGUCGAGUAGAGCACCUGACAUGCCGAGCUUGUCAGAAAUGAGAAGUAUGAGUGACGCUAAACAAUCCUCCCACAUCAGACAAGCUAACCUCUCCUUCAAGGUACCCAAGUUGAACCGUGGCAUGAGACCUCAAGUUAUCGUUAAGAAAAUGCAGUUACCGAAGAAGCUCGAUUCUGCAGAGGAACCCAGCGAUGAUGAGGUUAACGACCUGGACCUUGUCGCCAAGAGGAAACAAGUGGGUAACAGAUAUAACAAGAUCUACAGUUCCUCCUCGAGCAGUGAGUCUGAGGAGGAAGGAGAAGAAGUACAGACAGUUCUUGAAAAGGAGGCCGAGCUUUCAGAUCUUGAGCCUAAAGAGGAAAUCACGUUGCCGAGUGUUACACCUCCCAAGUAUACUCCCCGUCUGGACGAAGAGGACAUCUUGGUGUUGGAGCAGCUGUUCAGAGAAGAUUUGACGGAGGAAGACAAGGGCUUCUUCAAAACGGCUUACGAUCAGCUUUUCUCAGAGUGUCGAGAUUUACUGGAGGGGGUGACUUGGUUAUCUGCCCCGGAAAUACCUUACUCAGCUCGACGGAGGCAGCCCUCCUCCGCGGAUGUAAGGCACCGAACUGGGUGUGCGAGAACUGAGGGCUUCUACCGAAUGACAAAACAAGAGAAAAUGGCUCUAAAGUUUGCAUUAUAUAAAGGACCUCUGUCAGAAGCUGCGCCAGGUGCGCCACCUCCACCUCCCAUAUAUCCUGUUAAGAAGGUGGACGGGAGGACGACUGCGCGGAGUACUCGAGCUAUGCAGCGCCGACAAGCAACUCACUAUCUUACUGUUCCUGAAAUUCAGUUCAUGCAGCUCACUACGAGAAGGAAACAAGUGAAGUUUAUGAGAUCGGAUAUCCACGACUGGGGACUCUUUGCCCAGGAGCCAAUCAUGGCAGAUGAACUGGUCAUAGAGUACGUGGGCGAGGUGGUCCGGGAAAUAAUCGCUAAUAUCAGAGAACGGGGGUACGAGAAGGAAGGAAUUGGAUCCAGUUAUUUGUUUAGAAUAGACCAGACUAGUUACAUUGUGGAUGCUACCCACAAAGGCAGCAUUUCUCGUUUCAUCAACCAUAAUUGUGAUCCAAACUGUUAUGCCAGAGUUAUUUCUGUUGGAACGAAAAAGAAAAUAGGGAUUUACUCCAAGCGAGACAUCGACACCAGCGAAGAAAUUACCUACGAUUACAAAUUUGCGAUCGAAGAAGAAGCUAACAAAAUAUCCUGUCUUUGUAAAUCCCCUCUUUGUCGUGGUUUUUUAAAUUAGCGUCAACUACAAUUAUUCUCGUAGAGAAUACAGUGUUUUUAACUUUUUUUUAAUUAUGAGUUUGUUUCUAUUGUUAUCAGUAAAACUCGACGAAUCGAAAUUUUAUCGAAUACAUACUUGUAGAUCGAGUGGACAUCACAAACAGUUAUCUUUCUAAUUGUGGUGUAAAUAUUGAAGUUAUUUAUUUAUGUUUUGAUUUCAAAGUUAGUGAGAACAGAAUUUGUGGUUACUUCCACUUAGAUUCUGUGCUUAUUACUGCUUUAACAGUAUCUCUCUGUCUUUAAAUCCAUUCUUAUACGUGGUACUUUUUGUCGAUGUUAUCGUUUUGAUUUCAAAAUAUUUGUUCUGUACUGUUCGCAAAUUGAAUACUCCAAUUUUUAUCAUAA